Ipomoea triloba (trilobed morning glory) is the source of this 1143-nucleotide messenger RNA. Its product is annotated as UPF0481 protein At3g47200-like. Bases 1 to 1143 code for a protein of 380 amino acids. The transcript has 2 exons. Lineage: Eukaryota; Viridiplantae; Streptophyta; Magnoliopsida; Solanales; Convolvulaceae. The record is from RefSeq and is a predicted model, not a curated record.
AUGGAAUCUCAGAAAGAAAAGCUUCUUCGUACGAGAUGCAAAGAUGACCAGCGAUUAUCCCUAACAGCAGCCAUGACGACGGAAUUUGAAGCCAAGGCUAGAAGAUGCUACUCCUCAAAGUUCAAAACCAUUCAUACUGAUACAUUUCGGAAGAUGAUGCUCACCGAUGCCUUCUUCAUCAUCCAUACCUUUCUCUCUUACGACCGUUGGUGCAAGAAUCCGGGUGAUCCAAAACUGCAAGGCAACCCCAUUUUGACAACACCUUGGAGGCAAGGAAAUAUUUGCGAGGAUUUACUGAUGCUAGAGAAUCAGGUUCCCUUUUUCAUUCUUGUCAAAGUGUAUGCUAUACUGACCAACGAAGAAGAAUCAGAAAAUUGUUUGAAGAAGCUGGCGAUGCAGUUCUUCAAACAAGUUGAAUUCGGAAGAGCUGGCGGCGAUUCAGUAGAAGUUACAUUAGCAGACAACCCCAAACAUUUGCUGGAUUUGUUCCAUAGAAGUUUUGUUGUAGUGGUGGAGGACAGAACAUCGUCGUCAUCGUCGCGGCCGGUGCCUAUAAUGGAAACAAAUUACUGGGUAAGACGUGCUUCAGCACUCAGUUCAAAUGGACUCAGUUUCAUCGGAACCAACAAAGGCAACCCACUGGAUAUUAAGGUCAGUGACUACAUAGGACGUUUGAGAGUUCCAACACUUUGUAUCAACGACAGAACUGUCACUGUCCUCAAAAACCUGGUGGCAUACGAGCAAGGGUCGCCUCUAACAAACCCAUAUUUCACUACCCUCGCAAUCUUCUUCUUCAAUAUUGCACCCAAUGCCGAGGAAAUCAAACUUCUGAGGGAGGCAGACAUUAUCAACCACCAAUUAGAAGAUGAUGGAGCGGCCGCUCUUCUUCUGAAACAACUCUACGAAGCCUCCCAGAAUUGCUUUAAUGCUUGCCUCAUCAAACGUCAUCUUCAACUCAUUGAGGAAUACCAUAUAUCUUAUAUAGCCUGGGUUAAGAGUUCCCUGAUGAAGAUGAUAGGUGGGGCGGCGACCAAGCUCGUGUGCCAGGCUGUUGUGUUCUUAAUUGCUAUUUUCUUCUAUGACAAGUUUGGUAGAGCAUGGAUGAUGGCGUUCACACUAGCAACACAACACAAAGGAACUUGA